This is a messenger RNA of Eptesicus fuscus (big brown bat), 1933 nucleotides long. It is a transcript of the gene DEDD2, whose product is annotated as death effector domain containing 2. The record is from RefSeq and is a predicted model, not a curated record. Gene Ontology annotation, molecular function: protein binding; DNA binding. Gene Ontology annotation, cellular component: nucleolus. The coding region runs from base 124 to 1107 and encodes 327 amino acids. Lineage: Eukaryota; Metazoa; Chordata; Mammalia; Chiroptera; Vespertilionidae. Gene Ontology annotation, biological process: apoptotic process; regulation of apoptotic process; extrinsic apoptotic signaling pathway via death domain receptors. The transcript is spliced from 5 exons.
AGGCGUAAUAAUAGAGAAGGUGCCAGAAAGAUCCAAAACAAGUGGCUGCCGCCGUCGCCCAGGAGUCCUCAGACGCCAGAUUCCGGCCCUGGUUCGAGCUUGUUCCGACCCCCUCCCCCGGGUAUGGCGCUGUCUGGGUCGACCCCUGCCCCGAGCUGGGAGGAGGACGAGUGCCUGGACUACUACGGGAUGCUGUCGCUUCAUCGUAUGUUCGAGGUGGUGGGCGGGCAGCUGACGGAGUGCGAACUGGACCUGAUGGCUUUCCUGCUGGACGAGGCCCCCGGCGCGGCCGGCGGCCUGUCCCACACCCGCAGCGGCUUGGAGCUGCUCCUGGAGCUGGAGCGCCGCGGGCAGUGCGACGAGAGCGACCUGCGGCUCCUGGGGCAACUCCUCCGAGUGCUGGCCCGGCAGGACUUGCUGCCGCACCUGGCGCGCAGGCGGCGCCGGCCAGUGUCUCCAGAACGCUACAGUUACGGCACCUCCAGCUCUUCUACAAAGCGGACGGAGGGCAGCUGCCGUCGCCGUCGGCAGUCAAGCAGUUCUUCAGAUGCUCAGCAGGGCCAGUGGGAGACAGGCUCCCCCCCGACCAAGCGACAGCGGCGGAGUCGGGGCCGGCCCAGUGGUGGUGCCAGACGGCGGCGGAGAGGGGCCCCAGCUGCCCCCCAGCAGCAGCAGGAGCAGGCCAAACCCACCUCGGAAGGCAAAGUGACCUGUGACAUCCGGCUCAGGGUGCGAGCAGAGUACUGCGAACAUGGGCCAGCCUUGGAGCAAGGUGUGGCAUCUCGGCGGCCCCAGGCGCUGGCGCGGCAGCUAGAUGUGUUCGGGCAGGCCACUGCAGUGCUGCGCUCCCGAGACCUGGGCUCCGUGGUGUGUGACAUCAAGUUCUCAGAGCUCUCCUAUCUGGACGCCUUCUGGGGGGACUACCUGAGUGGUGCCCUGCUGCAGGCCCUGCGGGGUGUGUUCCUAACUGAGGCCUUGCGGGAGGCUGUGGGCCGGGAGGCUGUCCGCCUGCUGGUCAGUGUGGACGAGGCUGACUAUGAGGCUGGCCGGCGCCGCCUGCUGCUGAUGGAGGACGAAGGGGGACGGCGCCCAUCGGAGGCCUCCUGAUCCUGGAUCUGGCAAGACUGACCCCACCUCCUAGCCUCUGGGCCACCUUUACCUCAGGAGGAUGAAGACCAUCUCUGCCCCUAGGGGACUGUCACUCCAGCAGCUCUGACUGAGACAGACAGACAGAUGGCCAGGCCCCCCUGACAGCCUGGCGCCUUGACAGCUCCUCUGACAGGAUGUGGGCUCUGAGGCCUAAACCACUUCCAGCCGAGUUUCCUUCCCAAGCCCCCUCCCAACCUCACCCUCCAGUGUGUCCCUUUGGCUCCAGCAGGCAGGGCCUCGGGCAUGCAGGUCCCACGGGAAGGAGGCAGCUGCACGGUCACCAAAGGCCCCUGCACAUUAAGUUCACCACCCUGGGUUGUGUGCACACAUUGCCCCAUGGAAGCCUCCUCUGGGCUCCUGUCCUGCUCUGCUCCACACAAUUCUUGGGCCUAAGGGCUUUUCUCAGGAUCUCUGAUUUGAUCGCCCCAACCCUGGGCUUCAGCCACACUAGGCACUGGAGCUGGGGCACACAUGGGGCCUGCUCACUUUGCCCACACAUCUCUACAGCCAGCCAGGGCUCUGCCCACCUUCCACACACAGACCUGGCCCUUCACCUUAUCCUGCUCCCCAGAACUGGACACGGACUUGAACAAGGACUACCCCCAGAGUGUCUCACGUGUGUUGCCAGCAGGAUCAGACCAAGUGUGCUGCUGUUGGCCAUGGAGCCAGGACCAGAAGCCAGCUGCCUUCUCAGAAAGGGAAAGGCAAAGGCUUGGGGGCUGAUGGGAAAGGUAUUUUAUAAAUGGCACCAAUAAAACUGCCCUGGAAGGGGCAUAGGUGGGCA